Messenger RNA from Epinephelus lanceolatus (giant grouper), 1458 nucleotides. RefSeq names its product bone morphogenetic protein 10, like (gene bmp10l). The record is from RefSeq and is a predicted model, not a curated record. Gene Ontology annotation, biological process: BMP signaling pathway. Gene Ontology annotation, molecular function: cytokine activity; growth factor activity. Lineage: Eukaryota; Metazoa; Chordata; Actinopteri; Perciformes; Serranidae. Gene Ontology annotation, cellular component: extracellular region.
AUGACCGUUUCAGUCUGCUCCAACCUUGGCUUUGUCCGCUCUCUGAAUGUCCUGCUUCUGAUGUUGACUGGUUUGAGCUUGAGCAGUCCCAUCAGGUCUCCUGAGAGCCAUCACAGGGUAUCAGUCGGUAGGGAUGUGGGUGAUAAUCCGCUACUUGAUGCACAGGACUUUCUGAGCCAGUUUCUGUCCACAAUGAACCUCACAGAGCUGAGGCCCCAGGUCAGGCCCCUCGCUGCCCGUAAGGAGCCACCAGAGUACAUGCUGGAGCUGUACAACCGAUUUGCCAAUGACCGCACUGCUGUGCCCUCAGCCAACGUUGUGCGCAGUUUCAAGAACGAAGAUUCCUCCCCCUUCAGUGUAACGGCCAGGGGUGUCAGGAUACAUCCCCUGCUUUUCAACAUCUCAAUACGCCACAGUGAACACAUAACAAUAGCUGAGCUUCGCCUUUUCACCCUGUUCCAGAAGGCCCAGAGACCAAAUGUUGGCAUUGACUGCAAGGUGACCAUAUACAAAAUACACGAGGGCGUUCUUUGGACAAAAGAGGUGGGGAAAGAAGGGAGAAGGAGGGAUAAAGAGGAGGUGGUGGAGAUGAAGGAUUUGGAGGAACUGGUGACAAAGCAUAUCCAUGCCAAAGAUAACAGCUGGGUGUCGUUUGACCUGACUCAUGUGGUUGCACUCUGGCGGAAGUCAGGCUGUGCAACUCACAGAUUGGAGGUUCAUAUUGCAAAUCUGGGGUCAGAAGAGGAAGAGGCCAGGCAGGAGGUCACAGAACAGGGCCAGAGGUUGGUUGAGGUUGAUAUCGACAGGAGCUUGGAUGGGAAACACAAUGCGGUGAUGAUUGUAUUCUCAGACGAUCAGAGCAGAGACCACAAACAGGAUAAACAAGAGCUCAACCAGAUGAUCGAACAUGAGAAUGACCUUCCUGAAAACGUGGGCCGGCGCCAGCAAGCUUUCUGGGAGCACGUUAAUCACAACGCCAACCAGGACGAGCUGGACAAACAGUCCCUGGUGCAGCUGCAGUCCAACGUUAUCUAUGACACGCCUCCCCGAAUCCGUCGCAAUGUUAAGAGCGAGCCCUGCAAGAGGACCCCACUCUUUGUGGAUUUUAAAGACAUUGGCUGGGAUACGUGGAUCAUCCAGCCUGUGGGCUACGAGGCGUACGAGUGCAACGGCGUGUGCAACCCACCUAUGACCUCUGAGGUCUCGCCUACCAAACAUGCCAUAGUGCAGACACUGCUGAGUGUUAAGAGCCCAGAGAGGGCAUCGCGUGCCUGCUGUGUACCCACUAAGUUAGAGCCCAUCUCACUCCUUUAUCAUGAUAACGGCGUGAUCACAUUCAACCACAAGUAUGAGGGAAUGGUGGUGGCGGAGUGUGGCUGUAGAUAGUCUUGAACACUAGAGAUAGAGACUGUGCUAUCUACUUAUCUUCUCAUGUGCUUGUUUCCACAGUAUCUAAGA